Molecule: messenger RNA, 5952 nt
Organism: Homarus americanus (American lobster)
Lineage: Eukaryota; Metazoa; Arthropoda; Malacostraca; Decapoda; Nephropidae
Exons: 9
Coding region: 386-2488 (700 amino acids)
Biological process (GO): regulation of transcription by RNA polymerase II
Cellular component (GO): nucleus
Molecular function (GO): DNA binding; protein binding
Source: RefSeq, a predicted model, not a curated record
UGGGCGGUAGUUGCGUUAGCGGCCGUCAGGGGGACGGUCGGUCUGAAUAUUUUUGAGCAAAAAAUUAUCUAAAUAAAAUUCGAAAGGCGCCAUAGUGACUGGGUUCAAGGUAAGCGGAGGAUGUCGGAGUAAUUUCGGAUGGUGUGGGGUGUGCUUUGAGAAGGGAACCCGGUGUUAUUAGUGGUGUUUUGAUCCCGUGUUUGAAAAAGAGGGCGGCGGUGGUGGUGGUGGUGACCCUCGCCCCUCUAACUCUUUCCACCCAAAAACGAAAAACAGGAAAAUGAAAGCAGUCGACGAUUAAUCGAAUUUGAGAGAGUCUUAAGGUCGCGUCGGGCCGCACCAGUGUUGGAUCAGUUCUCUCCGCUAUUUAUGUCUCCAAAGGAACAUGAGCAUCAGAGAGGGUAAAGCCGGGAGGCGGAGUGAUUCUGUCUGGUCGCACUUUACCAAAAGAUGGACUGAUGAGAAACAUUAUGUCGUGAUUUGUGUUCACUGUAAGCAAAGGGUUAGUGCGAAAGUUGACCGGCUGAGGAGACACUUGAGGAAGUGCGUUCCGUGUUACCAUAUCGCAAAACCCGAUAUUGAGGGGAUGGAGGAAUCCCCAUUGGCCAGUACAAGCUGUAGCGAUCCUCAGUCAAUAGCCACUGAGUGUCCUCCCUCACACCUACCCAAUGUAGAUGCUUCGUCCUCUGGGCUUUCUCCGUCGUGGAAACUGGAGAACGUUCUUGUUGAUAGUAAGGAUUCACCACACUCCCCGUCCGCAAUGGCGAACCAACAAUACUGCCUCAAGUGGAACAACCACCAGUCAAACCUCCUGCGAGCCUUUGACCGCCUGCUGCAGUCAGAGUCCUUCACAGAUGUUACCUUGGCCUGUGAGGGCAAGUCACUCAGAGCACACAAGGUGGUGUUGUCAGCAUGCAGCAGUUACUUCGAGCAAUUAUUUGAGGAGCAUCCAGACAAGUCCCCGAUCAUUAUCUUGAAGGAUAUGAAGUUCACCCACGUGUCUCAGCUGGUCAACUUCAUGUAUCGUGGAGAAAUAAACAUAACUCAGGACAUGUUAUCUGGUCUGCUGAAAACUGCAGAAACCCUAAAAGUGAAAGGCUUGGCAGAAGUGUCGGGCGACCAGCCAGUGGCAGCACAGGUCGCCAACCCAAUUCCGCCCAUCUUACGGCUUGGAGUUGUCCCCCAUGUCCCCCGUUCUCAAGAAAUGUUACAACAUUCCCGGCAGGCUACACUCCCCCAAAUGGUGGUGCCGCCCAACAGCUCUCCACUGACCACUGCCCUAAACGCCCCCAUGGUUACGCCUAAUGCAGUCACCCCUCUCUCUGCACUGCUCAACCCAUAUGCUAUCGGCCUCGAUGAACGUCGAGUGAACCUCCUGAAGCGCAUGAGCCAGGAACACGAGUGUCCCGAUGUUGGAAACGGAGGAGGCAGCAGCAGCGGAGGAGGCGGCGGCAUUGCAGGAAGCCACGAGCCGCCGUUAAAGAUGGCCCGCCACGAACAGGAAGAGCAAGAGUCUUCCCAGAUCCCUCAUGGUUCCAUUUUUGUGAACACCCCUGACAAAAUUUCAGCCAAUUCCAUGCAGAAUGUUCUUACGCCCAUACCACACGAGCUGACCGUUAACGCACGGCAAGAACUGCCUGACUUCUUGAAAUCAUUCACCAUCUUUAAACUGAACGACUAUUUGGGAUUCCGGACCCGGCAGCAGUUUUGGGAAGAGUCCUCCGUCCGUCGCAUUCUUGAAGGAAUCAAGAACAAAGAGAUAGACAUGAAGAGCGCUGCUGAGCUCCUGGGGGUGUCUUAUGGAACUCUGUAUGGACGAUAUCGUGAGGUGUUUGGCUAUCUCAAACAUGCGUGGGUCAACAAGCAAGGACGUAGUGGAAACUCGGCACAAAAGGAACGCUCCAUAUGGGAAGAAUCACGAGCCCAGGAACUGAUCCAGCGCGUUCUGAAUAAAGAACUCUCACUUACGGCAGCAGCAGUCAGACUCGGCGUGGACACCAACACCUUCUUCGCUCACCUCACUGACAACGGGAAGAACAAGAGUCGUGUGGCACUUCUCCUCGGCACAGACCCAAACAACUCUGACAGCUCCUUCAACAUGAAUGUAACAACUAACCACAGUGAAGAUUCAAAUUCUGCCAAUGCAUCCUCGGUUGAUCUUGUUGGCGAAGACUCCAACCCACCCGACAAUGGCGGUGGACAAGCUAGCGACGACAGUAACAUGGAGACAUUGGUGGUGAACGCACGAGUCGAGACCGAGGUCAACGGGGAGAAGGAAGAUAACGAAGAGCCCGAAAUUAUUGAUGACACCAAUAACGAGACAAGAUCCUCGGAACAACAAAUUCUGGGAUUGCAGGAAAUGAGUACAGAUGAAACCGUAGAAGGCCAGGUGGCAGAAGAACAGCAGGAGACUUCGCAACAAUCUAUGGAAACCUUCCAGUCUAUAGUUGAGGAUGAUUCCAACAAUUUAUAUGCUGAUGCCUCCUAGAUUAUACACUUGAGCAUUUUAUCUUCUGACUCGAAGUAUCCUGGCACAAAUAUCUUUUAAUAGUUUCUCUUGAUUUAAAAGUAUUUUAUGUGUGAGCUUUAAGGUCAAAUUAUGGUUAUAGAGCAAGUGUACAGCUCAACAGUUUCAAACUUACAUUGUGUUGGAUGGAGUGUUAAGUAGCUUCCUCGCCAUCGCGUAUAAAGAUGUGUAAAGCAGAGGGCUAUUGGACUUCCGUGUUGGAAUUUUGCAUGACAAAAAUGUAAGGCAUUUUCAUAACCAAACGUGAUAACUGAAGAAAUGGGGACGAAGUGUGGGACGUGAUCAAAAGUGAGUGUUUUUGAUUAGGUGUAUUGCUACUAGUUUGUUGAGUGUUUCUUGAAGUGUUUGAUUGUUGGCAAGUAAUUUAGAAUAGAUUAAUGCAAAGUUUAUGUAUUGAUUUUUUAAGGUUGGGCUCAAAAUGUGACAAGAUGAAGCUCAGAGGCAUUAUCCUCACGCCAUAGAGUUUGUUAUGGUACAAGUAAUGGUACAAGGCUAGGAGACUCCUGAAGGGAUUUUAUGUUUUUAUCUAUUAGAACUUCAGUAGUUUUACAUCAGAACUUACUAGAAAACUUGGUCCUGUGGUCCUAUCUCUUAGCAACUUAUGAAUUGGUGGACGACACAAGUGUACGUACAGUCAGGCCCAAAGCAUUGUCUUACUUACGGGGGUAAUUCAGUGUGAACAAGUGUUGGAGUGCCAUGAUUUUCAUUAACAGGUCAUAGUGUAUAAGAUGAUGGUCACUGGAAGUUGUGCAAUUCAGUAGCAGAGUGAUGAUGCUCUGAAAGACUUGUGGAAUGACUCACAGUAUUUGACCUGGUAUUCUGUAAUCAUGUUACGUGCAUUCUCAAGGUUUUGUUAUUUUAUUGGACCCUCGUAUAAGAUGUGACUGGGGCUCUCUUUGGAGUCUUCACGUACUAAGGAAAGUAUUUCAUGACACAACAAUUAGCAACUUCUAUAUUUUGUGCUUAUUUCCAUAAAGUCUGCAUUUGACGUGAUGCUGCUAGCAUUGAGCAGCUAAUGCAACAUGCCUUUGACAAGUAGGUCAAAGAUUGUGGCAAUUUUAACUUAAUAUACGAACCCCAAAGAUUUGCCUAAAGGAUGGAUGUCCUAACGGGCCAUGUAAUGGUUCGUGCCUUAUGUAAGGAAGCCAAUUAUUAUAUUAACAGAAAGAUUUUUAUACCAGUGUUUACUAUUGCUGGUAACUAUAAUAGGAUAUUUUUCAAACUUGUAGAAUGUAAAAUAUAAUGUGGUAGAUAGAUAGCCAACCAGAGAGAGAGAAAAGCAACUAUGGAUGAUGUGUCUUGUUUUAUUAGUACUUUACUGUAGUGUUUAAUAGUAUCCUUAAUGGUUCUUUGCUGUUCAAAGGUUUAAACAUAUCUAUACCCAUCCAAAUUUUUCUUGAAAAUGAUGUUUGUUCUAAUACAAUUGGCAGAACUGCAAAUACUGAUAUUUAUUCAAUUUAACUAGCACAUCUGCUAUUAAUAUUGUUUUAAUUAAUAGGCAGGACUGCUAUUAAUGAUGUUUAAUCUAUUUGAUUGGCAGUACUGCUUUUAAGCUUGACCUCUUUAUUUUUCCAGUGUUAAGUGGGACUAAAUCAUGUUACACAAGUUGACUGAACCUGUACUUUUUUUGUACCGUAUAUUAAUUUAUUCUUUGAGAACUGCCAUCAUGUUACUGCAGGUUCUCCAUGUUUUAAAACACACACACACACAAAGUAUGGAAAGAUGUCAGUGGGGGCAAAUACCAGCAGCUACUACCAUGGCCGGAGUUGUCUUGUUAUAUAAAGUACAGUAAUCACCAUGGUACACGUAGCAUAAUUUGUAAUUACUGAACUUACCAUAUGUUGUCCUGAAUAGCAUAUUUUUAUUGGGAAUUAAGUGUUUUACUGAUCCCAUAGUUUAAGACUUAUUAUCAAGCAUGGGUUUGCAUGUAUGGUGCACUGUGUUUGUAGUUGUGCAUUCAUAUUUGUUGUUUAUAUGUUGACUUGUAUUGAUUGUUACCACUUUGCUACUUCAGCUCAUGAGACCAAGGAAUCCUUUUUAAUUCUUCACUUUUGUAGGAAUUUUGCUGCUGCAUCACAAGCUGACAGUGUAGCUCACAUUCCAAGCAAGAGGGGUAUAAAUGCACUCAUUUGGAUCAUGUCUUAACAUUGGUCAUGGGGAAAAUUUCCCAUCAAUAGAUACUUUCCAAAGACAAACAAACUGUAACAAGGCUAAUGUGAGAUAUUUGGCAGACCAGAUGCAUAAUGCUGAAGCUCUACUGAUCAGUUAGUUGAUAGGAUAUAAGGAGUCUUAUUCUACUUGGUAUCUUUUAACUGUAACUAACUAACAGUUCAGUAAUAGGUGUUAUUAUUUAAAGCUGGUCUUAAAGGUUCUGUGUGGUUUCAAAACUCCUGUUCACAAUUCAUGUUCCUGUUUAAUGAGUAAAAUUAAGAACUUAUUUUUGCACUCACAUAUGGAGGUGUAUGUGUGUGUGUAUGAGUAUCUCCAUGCCUGGUUCACGAUCUGUACGCGUGUGCACACACGAUCACUUAUGCAAAAGGCGACGCCUCGUCUUGUGCCACACACAAAUGAACUUAUAAAUUUAAACAAACAGCAUUUCUUUAUUCCAAAGAAAUCAAAAAGGUGUAAAAAUUAAUGUGUAUUGCCCCUUAUUGAUUUUCAUUUUUAUGUAGAUUUUAUUAUUUGGUUUAAUUGCUCAUUAUGAAUAGCUUGUUUGAUGUUAGACAUAUUCUUUGGAGCAGAUUUAUUGUCAAUAGUUAUUGGUAUGCUCUGAACGUGUGAUGCUUUGCCAGUUAAAUAACAAAUAACCAGCACACAGGAGUUGGCAACCGUGUGUUAGCUUGCGUUGGAUUAUUUUGCAUUAGAGAUUUUUUUAUUAUUAUUAUUGUAUGUUAGAAGAUUGUAUACAGAUAUCCAGACAGCUAAGUGAGAGCUUAUAGAUGGCUAGUCCACUGUGACGUAGACAAAGAGAAUUGUUCGGUGAAUCAAGCUCGUUUGAGGUGUUAGUGUAUAGUGUUGGGUGGUGUACUGGGUAUAAGACAUGUACAAGUCCACUAGAAUGAUUGGGUAGAAUAUUUUUUUUUCUUUUUUUUUUCUUUUUCUUUUUUUUUGUCCCAAUGAUCAUUUAACUCUGUACUUCUUUGUAGGAUAUAGUUAAUGUUUGCAAUUGUUUUGUAUCCAGACUUUUCUCUCCCAUGUUGAAAGGUUCGUUGUGAUGCCUGGUACGUACAAAUGGAAACAAAUAAAUUUAUCUCGGUAUUUGAACAUGUUUUUAGUGUUGUCGAUCAGUUUCCAACAUUCGAUUUUGUUUUUCAUGUGUGAGUUAUGUAUUAAGGUAAUUUAGUGACAGGUAAAAUUACACAAUGUUCUGUUUUGUGAAUUGGUUACUAUUGAAUUACCUUAUGUAAGUUAGUAGUUAUAAUCCA